CGCGCGCGGAAAAGUUGUCGGGAUCUUCACUGGAUCCGAACCGAAGUGUCCGGAAUGUCGCGGAUGUUUCCCGAUUUACCUGAAAUAACGAGCGAGAACUUUGAACAGAGUCUCUCAUCUGAUCACACCUUCACUGAGUUCCUCAACGACUUUCUGCUGCUGCCUGUGUUUGCUGUGGCAGUGAGGUAUGAUGGGAUCUCUGCAGGUUUUGAGCUGCUGGAUCACACCGCUGUCCAUCUGUCCCGUCAGAUCAGAACCGCUCUACACGAGAUCCGGUCCAGAACUCUGUCUGACCCGAGCUGGAUCCCAGCAGAACCCGUUCGGGACAACAGCUACGCCGUCACCCGUCUGGAUCGAGAUCAAACCAUCCAGUGGCUGAAGAGAGACCGGCUGCCGUUUUUCCUACAGAGUGACUGUUACUUUGAGUUCAGGUUGGCUAAAUGUCUUUGUCAGCUCGGCGGUCCGGUGAGCGUCGGCGCUUCAUCCUGUCAAGCGCUGCAGUGUGAUGAGUGCCGUCUUUGCAGUUUUUCAGAGAAGACAAACAGCAGAUUCAUCUCUCCGAACACUGACCGGUCAGAGCCGGCCGACCGCAGCGCAGCAAACGGUCAGGCAGGAGGUUUGACGGCGAGACGCAGCUGUGACGCAGGUGCCAGACGGACUUUUCUGGACUUUAAGAAGUCUCUGGUCGGCGGCCCGGGAGAAAAUAUUCUACGUCUCUGGAUGGAUAUCGAACGACUGAAGACACUCAGCGCCAAGACCAAGAGCAGGUAUUUAGGGUGGAUGAAGGAUCAGUAUGUGAUGAGCAGCAGUGCGGCGGCUCUGAGUGAACAGCUGCUCUUUAGACUGGGCUUAAACAGCACCACCUGCUGGAACGAGAAGAGACUGCAGGACGUCCAGCCCCGUCUGUCAGAGAUCCUGCUGCUGUACUGGGGUCAUCGUUUCCACUUAUUUCCAUCCGAUCAGUGGCAGAUAUGUGAGCGAGUGUUGAGUUCUUCUGUCUGUACGGAGCUCUGCGUCCCCUGUCUCCCCGUAUGCGCGUCUGUCUCCGUCUGCGCAGACACUGGACCGCAGCCUGUGUGCGUCUGCAGUGAUUUGAGAGUUGAGGACGGCAGUGAGAUUCAGACUCUACUGGAGGUUCUACAGACUGAAUCCAGAUCUGGUUUCUUUUUCACUUGUUUCUGUCAGAAUUCAGGGCAGCAGCUGUGGGAGAAUGCUGUGUAUUUCUGCUCAGAACUGCUACAGUACCACCAACUCUUCAGUCAGAGCAGAUUUGAUCCGUACCGAGCACAACGCACGGCUCAGCUCCUGUAUGCCUCGUACCUGAGCAGCGGCGCUCAGAUGAGCAUUGGCUUGAACGAGGAGGACAGGAGAGCCGUUCUGCUGCGUCUGAGUCCCCCGUUUGAGGACCUGUUUGACCGAGCGGAAGAACACGCUCUGAGUGUCCUGCUGGAGCCCUGGACGCUGUUAUCAGAGAGACUCAGAGACGCGCCGCACACUGUGUCGCAGUGGCAGGAGGUGCGUUACGCCGAGGCUGAGCUCUUCCAGACGCUGCAGACGCUUUAUAAGCGCACGCAGAGCAGACGACAGCAGGAGCGCAGGACUGCAGCUUCACCAGCGGAGGGCGGCAGAGCGCCGGAUCUCUGGUCGAAGGUUCCGCGUGAGUUUCGCGGGGUCCGUCUGGAUUCUCUGCUGAGGAACCGCGUGGAACUGCAGCACUUCCUGUCCUUCCUGGAGGAGAAUUCAGCCAGUUUGGAGCUGCAGUGCUGGCUGGAUGUGGAGCAGCUGAAGAAGAGUGAUGAAGCACUUCUGGAAGAGAGAAACACCAGCAUCAAAGACAAAUAUCUCAGCAGCAACUUCCUGUUUGGACCCGGCAGCCCGGCCACUGCAGAACAGCAGAUGAAGCUGCUGCAGAUGUGCGGUGGGUGGCAGCGUCUCCAGCAUGAGUGUGUCUCUCUGUCUGUUCUCACUGAGCUUCAGUCUCUGCUUCACAAUCGUCUGGAAACUCGAUGGCUGCCGCUGUUUCUCUCGAGCUCACAGUUCAUCACGCGUCAGCAGCAGAAGGUGACAGACGUGCAGUGUGAGCAGCAGCCGGUCGUCCGUCAGCGCAGGAGGAGACACGUGUGGAAGGCGUCUGGAGGUCUGAUGAGUUCGUCUCAGGAGUCGGUGGCUCUGCGCAGGGCUCUGUCGAAUCCCGUCACCUGUCUUCAGUUCCAGAAGUUUCUGUCCGUCCGUGACGAUCUGCUGGAGAACGAUCUGCUCUUCUGGCUGGAGGUUCAGAGAUACAAGGAUCUGUGUCACUCCCGCUGUGAUGACGUGACGCUCCAGAGGAAGGUGUCCAUCAUCAUCAGCUGCUUCAUCAGUUCGUCCGUCCCGCCGGCGCUGCAGAUCCACGUUCCUCCUGAUGCGGCGCAGCGUGUCGUGAGUCAGCAGCGAGCGCUCGGCCCGUACGUCUUCAGAGAGACGCAGGCGUGUGUGUUCGACGAGCUGCUCAAGCACUGGCCGGAUUUCAUGGCGUUGCGCUCCGCCGUCGGGGAGGACGAGCUGCAGCGAGUGCUGGACAGAGAGAGACGGAGCAGAACGACAGAAGAGCAGGACCACAGCAGCUCUACGCAGGAGGAGGAUGAGGCUCAUUCCACUGCUGAUGAAGAGCAGAACUGCAGGACUGACGGCACACGAGCGGCCACCUAUAAGAUCUGCUGGUCGUACACCAAACACAUGGCGGCGCUGGAGCUCCACAAAACACCAGAGAGCAGCGCAGCCGUGACGUCUUCAUCCUCAUCGUCUUCAUCAUCAUCUUCUUCAUCCAUGACAGACAGAAGCUCCGGACGCAAACACAGCGGCCGCACGUCCGACCAGAUGAAGAAUCAGAACAAACACCACUGAGCUGAAAAAC
This is a messenger RNA of Labeo rohita (rohu), 2893 nucleotides long. RefSeq names its product regulator of G-protein signaling 22. NCBI's taxonomy places the organism in Eukaryota, Metazoa, Chordata, Actinopteri, Cypriniformes, Cyprinidae. The transcript has 24 exons. Gene Ontology annotation, molecular function: G-protein alpha-subunit binding. The coding region runs from base 55 to 2883 and encodes 942 amino acids. Gene Ontology annotation, biological process: regulation of signal transduction. The record is from RefSeq and is a predicted model, not a curated record.